Molecule: messenger RNA, 2637 nt
Organism: Tarenaya hassleriana
Lineage: Eukaryota; Viridiplantae; Streptophyta; Magnoliopsida; Brassicales; Cleomaceae
Product: probable LRR receptor-like serine/threonine-protein kinase At1g63430
Exons: 13
Coding region: 387-2372 (661 amino acids)
Biological process (GO): protein phosphorylation
Molecular function (GO): protein kinase activity; protein binding; ATP binding
Source: RefSeq, a predicted model, not a curated record
AGCAAAAACCUGUCUUUGAAUCCAAGUCUCUCUCUCUCUCUCCCCUCUGCUUGUUCGCCAUUGCUACGAAGUACUACUACUCACACUAUUCCCUUUUCUUUUUCAAUGAGCGAGUUUGCUUCGACGGGUUGUUGAUAAAUCCCAGGUUGCUGUCCAUUUGAGUGUAAUCUCAGCAUUUACUUUCUGUUCUUCCGAUUCAUUUUUCUUUCUCCUAGUCUUGCUCUUUGUUCUUGAGCUCCGAAAGAUCCCAUUUUGUAGAGAAAUCCUCGUUCCCUUCAGAUUUUUCUUUUCCGGCGGUUAUUGGUUGUCGGAGUGUUUGUUUGGUGAGAAAAUCUUGGGGUUUUCCCCCUUUAAUGAGGUGAAUUUGAGGGAACCUUGGUAGGAAAAUGGGAUCUUGCUGUUCUUCUGUUCUCCAGCUGUCUCUUGUUCUUGGUUUCUUCCUCCUUUCCUGUGAUUCGUUUCCCUCUGAUGAAGUUGAAGCUCUUAAAAGCUUCAAGGAAUCCAUUUAUCAGGAUCCUUUACUAGUUACCACCAAUUGGAAUGCCCCGAACUCGAGCCCCUGCGAUUGGACCGGCAUUUCUUGCUCUCCAUUUCAUGAUCAUGUCAUCAAGAUAAACAUAUCAGCUUCAUCAGUUAAAGGGUUUCUUGCUCCGGAACUCAGUCAAAUUACAUACUUGCAAGAACUGAUUCUGCACGGGAACGUUCUGAUGGGGACGAUACCAAAGGAGAUAGGAAAGCUGAAGAAUCUCAAGGUCUUGGACUUGGGAAACAAUCUGUUAACAGGACCGAUCCCAGCAGAGCUUGGGAAUUUGUCCAGUAUUAUGAUAAUAAACCUUCAGUCUAAUGGUUUGACGGGAAAGUUGCCUCCAGAGCUCGGUAACUUGAGGUACCUUAAGGAACUUCAUCUAGACAGGAACAGGCUUCAAGGAAGUCUUCCGGUUACUGAACAAUCAGAAUACCCAUCGAGAAUGUUUGCUUCAAGCACGAAUACAAUCGGACUGUGCAAGUCACCUCUACUAAAAGUGGCUGACUUUUCCUACAAUUUCUUCGUGGGAAGCAUUCCUAAGUGCCUGCAGUACCUUCCAAUAACGAGCUUCCAAGGGAACUGCUUGCAAGACAAAGAUCCUAAACAGCGGCCUCCUACUCAAUGUGGCGGUGGUGUUCCACUGGUUAAAGCUCGUAAAAGUCCAAGCCUCGACCCUAAGCACCGACCAGCUGAAACAGUGUCAAAGCAUCAUAGAGCAUCAAAACCCACAUGGCUUCUGUCUCUAGAGAUAGUCACAGGAACGAUGGUCGGUAUCUUCCUCCUUGUUGGGGUUCUCUCUGCAGUUCACAGGUGCAACAACAGGUCCUCCCUCAUCAUUCCCUGGAAGAAAUCAGGAAGUGAAAAGGACAAGUUCAGAGCAUACAUAGAUUCUGAAAUGUUGAAGGGUGUCACAAGAUUCACAAGACAAGAGCUUGAAGUGGCAUGCGAGGAUUUCAGCAAUAUAAUUGGUUCUUCUGCAGAUAGUCUGGUCUACAAAGGAAAUAUCAAAGGAGGGCCGGAGAUUGCUGUGAUAUCUCUUUGCAUCAAAGAAGAAGAUUGGACUGGUUACCUCGAGCUUUAUUUCCAGAGAGAGGUUGCAGAUUUGGCUAGACUCAACCACGAGAAUGCAGGAAAAUUACUGGGAUACUGCAAAGAGAGAGCGCAAUUUACAAGGAUGCUUGUUUUCGAAUACGCGUCAAAUGGAACACUAUACGAGCACCUUCACUAUGGAGAAGCAUCCUUGUUAUCAUGGGCCAGACGAAUGAAAAUCGUCUUAGGCAUUGCUCGUGGUCUCAAGUACCUUCAUACAGAACUUGAUCCUCCAUUCACAAUAUCUGAGUUGAAUUCAAGCGCAGUAUAUCUCACAGAAGAUUUUACCCCAAAGCUGCUUGAUUUCGAGUGCUGGAAGACAAUACUUGCGAGAUCAGAGAAGAACUCAAGAAAUAUUAGCAGCCAGGGUGCUAUGUGCGUGCUACCGAAUGCGAUGGAGCGUAGGCAUCUGGAUUUACAGGGGAAUAUCUACGCGUUCGGUGUCCUUUUAUUGGAAAUUGUCAGUGGAAGACCUCCUUAUUGCAAAGACAAGGGUUGUCUCGUCGAAUGGGCGAAGGAAUUCCUGGAAGUGGAAGAUGGGAUGGGGAAUUUGGUGGAUCCGGAGCUGAAGCACCACUUCAAGCAGGAAGAGCUGAAGGCUAUAUGCGAAGUGGCGAGCCAAUGCAUGAACCCAGACCAGGACCAGCCAGCAAUGCAAGAGCUCUGCGAGAAACUCGAGAGCAGAAUCACUCUGUCUAUCUCGGCAGAGCUGGUGUCAUCUUCUUUGGCCUGGGCCGAGCUAGCCCUCUCCUCAUGAAGAAGAAGAAGACUCCAACGCUAACUGAAACCAACUCUGUAAAUCAUUGUAAUGUGUUUUACAUUCUUUUUUGUUUGUUUGGUCUGACGACUGUUCAACCGCCGUUUUUUUUUUUUUUUAAAUGUGAAGGAAGAGAACGUUUUGGAGAGGUAUGUGAUUCUGUCCUUCAAAAAGUAUGUGAGAUGCUAAGGGAUAGACGCAUAUAUUAAUAGGAGUAUAUGGUUAUACAAAAUCUCGGAAAAUCUUUUUAAGUUUGAUUCUCUCA